UUUAGACAUCUAAUUUAAUUUUAUGAGUUUUAGAAAAUAUUUACUGCCGUAGUAUUUUUCUAGAACUGUCUGGGGUGAGCGCGGUUCACCCGGCGUAUGUAUAUCUCUAUUGCUUGUGUGGAUGUAUGAUAUGCAUGGUGGAUGAUUGUGGCUAUAGUUUAUUUGAUUAUAAUACGGCCUGCGUGUCGUGCCUUAUCUCAUAAACUCUUGUUGUAAAUCUAUUUCUCUCCCUUACCUCAACCGAGGAUUCUUUUCUUACGUGGUGGUUAGAAGACGAAAAGAUUUGAAGACUGUUUGAAGAAAUCUAAAAGAAUGGAGAUAGCCCGAAGUCCAAGUGACCGGAAGCCAGUGGGAGCUAUCGUUUUAUUUUUCUUUUAGGGGCCACAAUCAUUACACGUUUAUUUACUACGUUUUGUGAAUGCAUGUUGAAUGUAUGUUGAAUGCUAGCAAUUGACAUGUGCGCGGCCAUGUCGAUAGGUGAUAUCGUAAUUAUAAAUCCCUCACGAAUAUUAAGUCUGUCGCCUUCUGACGCCCGGCACCUAUCCGGCUAAUGUGCACUGUCAUGUACUCAGCCUCAGCAGAGCAUAGUACGGUGUAUAUUAAGCUGGUUACGGGAACCGCCAUAGCGUGGUCGCUGUCGAACGUUGGGUUAGACUUAACUGAGUCUCGGUCAAAUGGAUGGACGACUCAGAGGCAGACGUUGGAGACCACCUUUUCUAUAAAUUGGGACCCCCUCUCUUCACUUUUACACACACAAACACAAAUUCCUUCAAUCUCCUUGCAUACUUUAUCCUCUCUAACAUUUUUUUGGAGAUUUCUUCAUCACCAUGGGCAAAGACAAGAGCAGGGCUGCUAACUCCGGGAAAUCGAAGUCUAAAUCCCGGGCACCGUCCACAACCUCCGAAGAACGCCUCUACUACGGCGAUGGGUCGUACCUCUGGUUCGAUUCCGAGGAGGAGCGCACCCGAUUUCUCACCUUUUUCUCUAAACGGGUUGUGGCUCCCCCACGGAACAUCCCGGAGCGCUACCCGGAGUUGGAGGGCUACGACGACCUCAACGCGCAGCUUCAUCAAGCAGGCCUUUGGCCGUUCGUCUCCCGGGCACGCAAGGAGAUCAACCCGGCACUGAUCCGGGCCUUCUACUCCAACCUCCGGCGUGAGGAUGACGUGCUCUACUCGCUCGUCAAGAGCACGCCGAUCGAGCUCACCGUGGAGCAGUUUGGGCGCAUCGCCGGCCUCCCCUUCCAAGGCGAUGAUGUGUCUCACUAUGGUGGAGAGGAUUGGGUGCUCAACAACGAGGGCCUUAUCCUCAACGAGCUUGGCAUCACCGAGCUCAAACGCCAUGCCUCGGGCCGCCCAACCAUCCACUCCGCUAACCCCGAAGGCCGCCUCGACCUCUACAUCGUCUCCCGGAUCAUCAAACCGAGGAAGCACGGCCACACCAUCAUGCACGGUGAAGACCUCAAGCUCAUCCAUGCGAUCAUGCAUUCGGCCCCAAUCAAUUGGGCAAAGUUUGUCAUGAUCAACAUGACGAUCGCCGCGUCCACCGACCACGAUCACCUUCUCCCGUACCCAUUUUUGGUGAUGGACAUCCUUGAACGGUUCAAGCGGUCGGACAACGCCGCAGCUGCCACUGCCGCGCCACGCCGCAGUGCCUCUGCCGCUGGCCCAGCCGAAUCCCAGGCCCGGGCCAACCUUGCCUCCAUCGCCGACUCCCUCAACCGGCUCCACCUCAAGGUUGACGGGAUGGGGAGCUAUCUUGAACGGCUCGACGUGGCUGUUCAACGCCAAGGAUACGCGAUGAACUCGUACUUCCAAGGCAUCAACUACGUCCCCCCACCGUACCACAGCACGUUCUUUGGGCAAGUGUACGGUGACGAAGACGAAGCCGAUGGCUCAUACGCCCCGUCAAGCUCCCCGGAGGAAGACGAGUUCGACGAUGCCAUCGAUGGGGAUGAGAUGGACGUCGACGACGACGAGGAGGAACCCGAAGACGAAGACUAGGACUCCCCUAGAAUUUCUAUCUCUUUUACUUUAAUGCUUCCGUUGUACUCCGUUAUUUCCCUUUAUUAAAUAAAAUCAAUUUCAUUUA
Cuscuta campestris is the source of this 2091-nucleotide messenger RNA. The record is from the annotation of a GenBank genome assembly. NCBI's taxonomy places the organism in Eukaryota, Viridiplantae, Streptophyta, Magnoliopsida, Solanales, Convolvulaceae.